GAUCAAUCUGAGAUGACCUGGUAGGUUGCUCAUCUAGUUCGUAGGAAGAGUAUAUGGACUACAGAGGACGGUCGUCUUCAAGACAUGUUUACCAACGACGUUUUCACGGAGCCAAUUCAUGGCUACCUGAGACUUUCGGCUACAACGCUUGCUUUGAAGAUUCGCCGGUUAGAAGUCGGCGUGGAAGAACUGAUGCAAGUGUUUAUUGACAGAAUAAAUGUUGUUAAUGCUCGUAUCAAUGCCGUAGUAGUCGAUCGCUUCUCUGAAGCCUUACAAGAAGCCAAGGAAAUGGAUGAAAUGCUUCUUGAAAUGAGUGAAGAAGAGAGAAAUGAACUAGAGGGGUCCAAGCCCUUUCUGGGCAUACCAUUCACGGCCAAAGAAGCUUUUGCAGUUACUGGGCUACCUAAUAGUGGUGGUCUUGUGGCUCGUAAAGAUUAUAUCGCCCAGGAAGAUGCUGUUGUGGUUCACCGAUUACGCCAAGCUGGAGCCAUACCGCUGGCUUUGACCAACUGUAGUGAGUUGUGCAUGUGGUGGGAGUCCGCUAACAGGGUCUAUGGUAGGACAUGUAACCCGUUUGACAUCACCAAGAUCGUGGGUGGAAGCUCUGGUGGAGAGGGUGCUAUUAUUGGUGCUGCUGGAUCAGUAAUUGGAGUAGGAUCAGGUAAGAUGUGCACAGCACAGUUCGAUCCGAGUGAUAUUAAAUCUGUUGACCCCAUCCACUUUCUGAUAAAGGAAUCGAGUGUUUGGAAGUCAAGUUGCCCUGGAUCGAAUAUUACAGCUACUAAUAAAAUGGAUAUCUUUAGGUGGCUGGUACCAGGAGUGCUACAAUCAUUUUAGUCCUAGUGGUAAAGUAGGUCUAUUGCACCCCGAAUGGACAGAGACACUGUAGAAAAAAGCUGUUCUUAUAACUAAAGGAUUAUGUCUAUGAGGAAUUUAAUGGCAAUUUCCUAGGCUUCCUACCUGUAGGUAUAAAAUAGUAAUUUUAAAAACAUCUAAACCUCUCUUUUAGACAUUGGUGGGAGCAUACGAAUGCCAUCUUUCUUCAACGGCAUAUUUGGACACAAACCAAGCCCAGAAAUUGUGCCCAAUUCUGGCCAGUUUCCUGAUGCCACUGGUAACAGACAACAAUUCCUAUGCACUGGACCAAUGUGUCGCUACGCACAAGACCUGAAACCUCUCCUUAGGGUAUGUACUCUAUUAAUGGAUGUACUGCAUGGUUAAGUUAUUGGGGGUGUAGCUUCCUUAAAUCCAUGUGACCAAUGGCCACUCAGAAAUGAGAAGGUACCUGGGCAGAGUUAGCUUAUGCAAGGACUUCUGGGAUUGCUACUGGGGACUUUGGUCAGCUAUUGGCCAAUUUUUGUCCGGGGGGGGGGAGACUCCGCAUAUGAAAGGGGUGGGGAUGCUUGUCGGAAAUUUUGAAAUAAACCCCUAAAGGAGACCAAUCUAGGCGUGGCCCAAGCUUUUUUUGAUCCCUGAAAGAGACCAUGUUAAAACACAAACAAAUGAGAAAACUUGGAUUAUAUGAAGGGAGUAAAUAAAACAAAUUAAAUAUAUACAUAUCAAAUAUAUAUUUUUAUAUUUUUUCACGUGCAACCCUAAAUGAGACCUUCACUGCUAAAUAUGAUGGCGUUUUGCCCAGAACACCCUAAAUGAGACCAAAAUCCCAAAUUUACACCCCUAAGCGAGACAAUGAGCAUGCCCACCACUUUCAUAUGCGGAGUCUCCCCACACACCCCGGGAUUUUUCUCCCAGAAGUCUUUGUCAAAGUUAAUUGGCCUUGUUUCCUUCUUGUUUUUUCUCUCCUUCUAAGUUGCUUCCACCGCCAUCUCUAAGUUGCUAGAUUCCAAAUGAACUCACAAGCAUGUUGCUUUUAAAAAUUUUAUUGUGCUCAAAUAAAUGUUUGAUAUGAUGAUGAUGAUGAUGAUGAUGAUGAUGAUGAUGUUAGUUCCAGUAAAUUAUGCUGUGUGUCACCUCUUCAUUUAGGUUAUGGCAGGAGAGAAUGCAAGUUCACUGAGCCUUGACAUUCCUGUUGAUGUUACCAAGCUAAGGUUUUACACUAUGGAGGAUUGUGGAGGACACUUCCUGGUGUCAAAUGUCGACCCUGAACUCAAACAAGCUCAGCAACACGUCUGUCAGCAACUUGAAGAGAAACUUGGAGUCAGGGUGGAAGCCAUUAAAAUUGAAAAGCUUGCCUCUUCUCUUGAGAUCUGGACCUCUAUGAUGUCAUCUGCUGCUCAAAAGUCAUUCUGUUUCUACAUGGGUAACCAAGAAGCUGAGAUUAAUCCAUUCUGGGAGCUCAUAAAAUCAUGCGCACGACUCUCCAAUCAUACAAUUCCUGCUAUUGGUCUGGGUAUGCUUGAAAAAUUUGAGGCAUUGACCCCAAAGAGGGUGUCAGAGUCAUUCAUUCAGAUGGGAGAGGAAUUGCGAGAGGAGCUUGAAUCUAUUUUGGGUGAAGAUGGAGUGCUUCUGUAUCCGUCACAUCCCUCAGUGGCCUUAAACCAUAAUUUGCCUCUGUUGUUCCCCUUUAAUUUCUCUUACACUGCCAUUUUCAAUGUUCUUUAUAUGCCGGUUACCCAAUGUCCUGUUGGUUUAAGUAAGUCUGGAUUGCCACUUGGUAUCCAAGUGGUAGCAGGAAACAACAAGGAUCACUUGAGCAUCGCUGUCGCCAUGGAAAUUGAGAGGUUUUGUGGUGGGUGGAAUAGAUUGUAUAACCAAAAACAAACAGCUCUGAAGACAGAGCAGUAGAUCUAUUUAAAUCGUUAGUUGCAGGUGUGCUACAACUGUAUGUUAGCAUCAAAUAAAGCAAAAGGAACUUAACUUUCACCCUUUAAGUCCCAAGAUUGACCAAAAUCAAAUUUCUCCCAACGAUAUCAAUGCAUAAUCAAGAGAAAAAGUUAUGAGAAUUAUUCAAAUGAUCGCCAAAGGAAAGUUGCUUAGAUCUAUUGUUUAACCAACUGCCUCGCUUAAGUGGAAGGUGGGUGCCUGGGACACCCAGCGGCUUCCACUGUGGCCAGCCAGCCCCUAAACACUCAACAAAGAACUUACAGAUCCUAGCAGUACACA
Porites lobata is the source of this 3063-nucleotide messenger RNA. Lineage: Eukaryota; Metazoa; Cnidaria; Anthozoa; Scleractinia; Poritidae. The record is from the annotation of a GenBank genome assembly.